Durio zibethinus is the source of this 3784-nucleotide messenger RNA. The record is from RefSeq and is a predicted model, not a curated record. Lineage: Eukaryota; Viridiplantae; Streptophyta; Magnoliopsida; Malvales; Malvaceae.
GGUAAAAGUUUUGCUUAACAUUUUUGCCAAAAGCCCAUCCCAUCUUAAACCCUCCGCUGAUCAGAGCUCCUGAAGAUCAGAUUGAACAAAAGAACAAGCCAAUGAGAAAAAGAUUGCUCCAUCCUCUUCUUUCUUACUUAAAAUCACUCCCUUUUUCCCUUCAAAAUCCCCAACUUCCCCGCCAAAUCUUCUUCUCCCCACUCCCCCAAUUCAUUUCCACCUCUUCCCCUGGCAAUCUCGAUGGCCUAAUCGAUUCAGACGACCCGUUUCCAAUGCAAAACAACCCGCGGGUUGAGCCCGUUUCAGCCCAAGAUUUUGCCUUUCUAGGGGCUGAUUCAGGGCCUUCUUCACAACAAAACCUUGAUGUUGGUAAGUUUUCAAGCGAUGCUGUUUUAAUUGCAAACGCCAUUUUGAGUGGUAAUGGAGAGUUUGGGGACAAAACCCCGAUUUUUCUUAGGCAAUUUAGAGAAAAAUUGAAUGAAAAGUUGGUUGUUGAAGUUUUGAACUUGGUAAAACUGAAACCUGAAUUGGGUGUUAAGUUUUUUAUUUGGGCAGGGAGGCAAAUUGGGUAUAGUCAUACUGCCCUUGUGUUUAAUUCAUUGCUUGAUUUAUUAGAAUCCGGUAAUAAUGAUCGAAUUCCGGAGAAUUUUUUGUUGGAAAUUAGGAAUGAUGAUAAGGAAGUGCUAAAAAAGUUGCUUAAUUUAUUGAUUGGAAAAUAUUGCAAAAAUGGGUUGUGGAAUGUGGCAUUAGAGGAAUUAGGUAGGCUUAAGGAUUUCGGCUACAAGCCAUCUAGAGCAACUUACUGUGCAUUGCUUCAAGUGUUUUUGCAAGCUGCUGGAUUAGACACUGCUCAUUUGGUUCAUAGGGAGAUGUCGGAAGCAGGGUUCCACAUGGAUAGUUAUACAUUAAGAUGUUAUGCUUAUUCCCUUUGUAGAGAGGGGCAAUGGAGGGAGGCCCUUACGUUGAUUGACAAGGAAGAAUUCAAGCCUGAUACUGUUGUUUAUACAAAAAUGAUAUCUGGGUUGUGUGAAGCUUCGCUUUUUGAAGAAGCUAUGGACUUUUUGAAUAGAAUGCGUGCUAAUUCUUGCAUUCCUAAUGUUGUGACAUAUAGGGUUUUGCUUUGUGGCUGUUUGAAAAAGAGACAGCUUGGUAGGUGUAAGAGAAUUCUUAACAUGAUGAUUACAGAAGGUUGUUAUCCAAGUCCUAGCAUAUUUAAUUCUCUUGUUCAUGCUUAUUGCAAAUCAGGAGAUUAUUCUUAUGCCUUUAAAUUGCUAAAGAAAAUGGUCAAAUGUGGAUGCCAACCAGGCUAUGUGGUUUAUAACAUAUUGAUUGGUAGCAUUUGUGGCAAUGAGGAGUUACCCAGCUCAGGUGUGCUAGAAUUGGCUGAGAACACUUAUAGCGAAAUGCUUGCUGCUGGAGUUGUACUAAAUAAGAUCAAUGUCAGCAAUUUUGCCAGGUGUCUAUGUGGCGUAGGGAAAUUUGAGAAAGCAUGUAAUAUUAUCCAUGAAAUGAUGAGUAAAGGUUUUGUACCUGAUACUAGUACAUACUCCAAAGUGAUUGCUUAUCUGUGUAAUGCCUCUAAAGUAGAAAAUGCUUUUCUAUUGUUUGAAGAAAUGAAAAAGAAUGGUGUCGUUCCUGACGUCUAUACAUACACGAUUUUAAUUGAUAGUUUUUGUAAGGCUGGUCUUUUAGAACAGGCUUAUAAUUGGUUUGAUGAGAUGGUAAAGGGUGGUUGUGCCCCUAAUGUGGUGACUUACACUGCUCUAAUACAUGCUUACCUUAAGGCAAAGAAGGUGUCCAAGGCAGAUGAACUCUUUGAGAUGAUGUUGUCUCAAGGUUGCAUUCCAAAUGUUGUUACAUAUACAGCUUUGAUAGAUGGUCGUUGUAAAGCUGGACAGAUUGAAAAAGCUUGUCAGAUUUAUGCUAGAAUGCGCACUAACGUGGAAAUUCCAGAUGUAGAUUUAUAUUUUAAAGUGGUUGACAGUGAUGCCAAAACACCAAAUGUUUUUACAUAUGGAGCUUUAGUGGAUGGUUUAUGCAAGGCCCACAAGGUUAAAGAAGCUCGUGACUUAUUGGAAGCCAUGUCAGCAGUUGGUUGUAAGCCAAACCACAUUGUAUAUGAUGCUCUUAUAGAUGGAUUUUGCAAGGUUGGGAAGCUAGAUGAGGCACAAGUGGUGUUUUCCAAGAUGUCUGAGCAGGGUUAUAGUCCAAAUAUUUAUACAUACAGUUCAUUAAUUGACAGGUUGUUUAAAGAUAAACGACUGGAUCUAGCUUUAAAAGUCGUGUCCAAAAUGCUUGAAAAUUCUUGCACUCCUAAUGUUGUUAUUUACACAGAAAUGAUUGAUGGCCUCUGUAAGGCUGGUAAAAUAGAUGAGGCCUAUAAACUUAUGUUGAUGAUGGAAGAAAAGGGAUGCCAUCCAAAUGUGGUGACUUACACCGCAAUGAUAGAUGGCUUUGGCAAAGCAGGUAAAAUUGACAAAAGCCUUGAGCUUUUAGAACAAAUGGGUUCCAAGGGUUGUGCUCCAAAUUUCAUCACAUAUGGAGUUUUGAUAAACCAUUGUUGUAAUGCUGGCCUAUUGGAUAAGGCUUAUGAGCUUUUGGAAGAGAUGAAACAGACUUACUGGCCUAGGCAUAUGGCAGGCCACCGUAAAGUCAUUGAAGGUUUCAACAGAGAGUUCAUAACAUCUCUUGGGCUCUUAGAUGAGAUUGGUAAAAGUGAAUCUCUGCCAAUUAUACCUGUUUACAGAGUGCUUAUUAAUAAUUUUAUGAAGGCUGGGAGACUAGAGGUGGCUUUACAACUUCAUCAUGAGAUAGCAUCAUUUUCACCAAUUUCUGCAUACAACAGUACAUAUAAUGCCCUGAUUGUGAGCCUUUCACUUGCUCGUAAGGUUAACAAGGCUUUUGAACUAUAUGCGGACAUGAUUAGGAUGGGCGGAGUACCAGAGCUAAGUGCAUUUAUUCACCUUAUUAAGGGUCUCAUCACAGUCAACAAGUGGGAAGAGGCACUUCAGCUUUCAGAUAGCUUCUGUCAGAUGUUGUUUUCUUCUUUUUUUCAUUGGAUCUUUAUGGUUUCAAAAUCUUCCUUUGAGCAGGAUAUUCAAUGGCUUCAAGAAAAAGAGACAUCUGAUGCUGCUUAGUGUUUUUUGAACAUUUGGUUUUCCAGUUUGCUUGAUCUGAUCAUUGAAAGCUGGUGGUAAAGUUAUGCUCAGAUGUUGACUUUACUGGUUGAGGAUUUGUUUUGCAUGCAUAUGAAAGCAGAAGACAAAGACAACAAUGGACUGCUUAACAGAGUAAACAUUCUCAAAAUUACCUCAUUCCAUUGUUUGAAGUCAUUUUGAAUUGGAAGCAACUUCUUGCUAUUAACUGAAUGUGAUUCAGAGCAUUGCCCCCAAAGCUGAGCUUUGUUCAAAUUGUUUGUUGUUGGCACAAAAGAACUGAUUCUGGCUGCAGCACUCUUUGUUGAUCACUUCAUCAUAACAAGCCUGAGAUCUGCAUCUUGGUUAUGCGCCAGAAUAAUUUCUCUUCAUGCUUUAUUUCAGUAUAAGCAACUCCAUUGUCUUCUUUUACCGCCUUCAUUGCUUGGAAUGAAUGAAUCCUGAGAGAGAAGGAUGGAUUUUUUUUUUAGAAUGAAAAACGAUUAUGUCUCGUUCUGUAUCGUUUUCUUUAAUUUAUCUGUUUUUUUUUCGAUUUUCAUUAAUUGUAUGUAAUUAGAAUAUUGUUGAGUGUUCCAUAAAUAAUUUUAAAAAAUUUCAAUCAUUUAUAUGUUAAUUAUAAAUAUUAAAUU